Messenger RNA from Funneliformis caledonium, 4044 nucleotides. Lineage: Eukaryota; Fungi; Glomeromycota; Glomeromycetes; Glomerales; Glomeraceae. The record is from the annotation of a GenBank genome assembly.
AUGACCAAGAUAGAUGAUAAACGACAACAUAUUCUUAAUCUUUUACAAAAAAAAAACGAUGAUCCAUAUAAUAAGCAACUUCUUGUACAGUUUAUACAAGAAGGUGUAGAUUAUUUCCUUGACAUUAAUUUAGAAAAACAUCAACAACACUUCUUAUGUAGUCAUAAAUACGUCAAUAUUGUCGUAGAAUUAUUUCCUGCUUUAGUUGUCGAAGAAAAGAAUUUCAUUAUAUUCCGAAAUCUUUUGGAAAGUCACCUUACAAAGUGUUUUGAUUGUGUUGAAGCAAUUUAUAUUGGCAUUAAAGAAUUAUAUAAACGUUAUAAAGCAAUAUACGUAACGGAUUCAGAAAUUAAGAAUACAGAAAUUUUCUUUGAAAGCCUUAGAAAAUGGCAAAUAAAACGAAUCAAGGCAUCAUUAACCAAGGUUGCAAAAUUCAAAGGGAAAAUUAAUACCAAUACAUAUGGAAACUCAUCAUCAUCAUCUUAUGAAAUCUAUUUACCUAUUAUUUUUGAUUUGCUUUUGAAUUCCAAGUAUUUUCAAAAUUCCAAUAUCAAUGAACUUUUUACUAGUAUUUUGACUUUUUUACAGCAACAAGGAAGUUUUUUUAAAUUAACGUAUAGAUAUCUACCUGGAAUGCUAUUGAGUGCUUUACAUGAGAAUCAAGAAGUUAGACAAUGGGCUUGGACAUCAUUUCAAACUAUUAAUUAUGAGUUAAGGGUUAAAGAAUUCAAGUUUUAUGAAUUCGAUGUUGUCAUGAACGGAGCUUUACAAAAACUUGUAAAUUUUGGGGAUAAGCAAGGCUCGAAAUACCCUUUUACUAAAAACAUCGUAGAAUUCUGGAAGGGAUUUAGAAAGAUCCUUUCCCGUUUGGAGAAUGAAAUUUUAUACGACGAUUCUUGCUUAAAAUAUGAUAUUAAAGAAAUUUUUUAUACUCAUUGGAAAAAUUGCACCUAUAAUCAAGGACCCUUGUUGAUUGAAUUAUUAAAAGCUCUAAAUAUCCUUUUAAAGAAAUUGGGGCAAGAUCUUUGGACGAAUCAUGGACAUUGGAAAAUUAAAAUACUUGAUGUAUUUGAAUCUUCUAAUUUUCACGUUCUCACGAUUACACAUUCAAAGAAAAAGUUUUUGUUGGCCUGGAUUCAACCUUACAUCAUUUCGAUUAUAUCCUCAAAUACUUUUCUAACAAUUUUGGAAAAAGUAUUGGAUAUCCUUAUGAAAGAAUCUCAAAAAUCAGAUUGUGAUGAUGGAUAUAGGAUCGUUUGUUAUGAUAUGAUUUUAAUGAUAGUUCUUCAAACAUUAUCAAAGAAUGGUCUUGUACAUUAUACAUUUUAUCGUAAUUAUGCUUCAAGGAGUUCAAAGUUUAGAACAUUGUUUGACAACGUUAUGUUGAGAUUUUCUUAUGAGGAUAUUAAUAGGAACAUGCGUAGCUUGGGCAUGUCUGGAAUGAAAGAGACAUUACUUAAAAAACUCAAAGAAGUUCAGAGGGGAAGAAACGUGAAAUAUCCAAAGAGACAAGUACGCCUGAUCGAAACCCCUCAAAAUAAUACGAAGGACCAUUGGAUGGAACGUUUUCAAAGACAAAAAGAUAAUGAAGCUCGGUUAACGCCAAAUUUGAAUCCUCUUUAUAAGAAAAUAUUAUCAUUCGAAUUCACCAUAAGCAGCGAGAUUCCGCCAGACACUUAUCUACGUGAUUAUGAAACGAUUCCAACCACAUUUUCAUCAGCGAGACAUUAUGUUCAAAUUUUUGAACCGCUUCUAAUCUUGGAAUGCUGGCAUCUGUGUAACUCAAAAAAAAAGGUGAACGAUCAUGCUAAGUUUGUCAUUUUCGUGAAUGAUAUUUGUAUGGUUGACGAUUUCAUAGAUGUAUCAUUCCAUUGUGAAGAGCAUGAUUUGAAUCGCUUAUCGGAAAACGAUUUGUUAUAUAUUCGUUAUGAACCUUCGGAGAAAGAUUCUGUACAAUAUAAUAUUCCACUUAUCCAAAGCAUAGCUAUAUUCAAAAACCAAAAGUUUUUAUUGCAUUUAAAUGAAUCUUCUCAUAACGUUCGACGCUUUUUAUUUAAGGGUAGUAAAUGGAUGGCACAUCGGAUUAUGAGUUUAACGUCUAUUAUUCGAGAAUAUGCAGCCUUAAUUGCCAUGCAUAAAUUCUCAUUGAAGGGUCAAAUUCUUUCACCAAGAGCUUCUAUCGUAUCAUCAUCCGCUCAAAAAAUCAAAUUUUACAAGAAUAAUUAUCAUAUUAAUGAACACCAAGCAGAAAUCAUUGGCAAUAUUCUAGAAAAUGAUUGUGGAUUUUCAUUAAUUCAAGGUCCACCAGGAUCUGGAAAAUCGGAAAUGAUAAUUAGUUUAAUUUCUGCUUUGAGAGAUAGUUCGAAUUUUCAAGGAAAAAUUCUUGUUUGUGCACCUAGUGAUUCCGCUAUAAAUAUCUUAUUGAAUAAAUUCAAAGAUGGAACAGGAAAUGAUAUUAGGGUUAAUAUUAUAUGCUUGGGAGAUUCGGUUCCUAACUUAAAUGUCUCUUUGGAUUUUUGGGCUGAAAAAAUGAUGUUUGAUAUAAAAGGAAAUAGCAGUAGAGACCUAUUGUAUUAUAGAAGAAAAGUGCUAGAAAAGGCGGAUGUAAUAUGUUCCACAUUGAUCGAAAGUGGUAAUGAAAUUCUUUCAACUACGGAUAUUUAUUUUAACACGAUCAUAAUCGAUGAUGCAACUCAAGCAAUUGAGUUGAGUUCGUUAAUACCUCUAAAAUAUAAUCCAAAACGGGUUAUUCUGAUCGGAGACCCACGUCAGUUACCUCCAGUAAUCUCAUCAAAAUUUGUAAUGCAAUUUUCCUAUGACAAGAGUUUAUUUGCUCGUAUACAAAAGAAUUCUCCAUCAUCUACAAAUCAGCUCACGAUUCAAUAUAGGAUGCAUCCAGAAAUAAGCAAAUUUCCCAGCCAGUUCUUCUAUGAUUCACUUAUUAAAGAUGCCGAUUGUUUAUUACAAAAACGAAAUCAACCAUGGCAUCAGGGUCAAUUUUUUUCUCCUUACAGAUUUUUUGAUGUUAAUGAGAUAAUAAUUGAAAACGAUUUGACAUGUGACAAUGCUGAAGCAAAAAUCAUCGCUAAAGCAUGUAAACGACUGAUAAAGGACUUUCAUCAAGUGGAUUUUGACGGUCAAAUCGGAAUAAUCGUUUCUGAUAAAGAUCAAAAGUUUAACAUUUUACGAGAAUUCACAAGAGAUACCGUUAUCGAGCUUGAAAUCGAUACAUUAGAUACAUUUCAAGGACGAGAGAAAGAUAUUAUAAUAUUAUCAUGUUUUUGUCCUUGCAAAGAGAAUAAUAUCGGAUUUUUAAACGAUUCCAAAGGAUUGAACGUUGCACUUACUCGUGCAAAAUGUUCUUUAUGGAUCUUUGGCUCCUCAAAUACUCUUGUGCACAAUGAUUCCUGGAAAUCAUUGAUUGAGGACGCCAAGAAUCGUGGAUGUUAUACAGAGGCGUCUGAAGGAAUGUUUUAUGUUGUAGAAGAAAAUGAUGAUGUAUUUGAUGAAAUCUCUCUUUCGAUGGAAGAGGAUGAAGAUGAUAUGUUUAUCGAGAUACAAGAUGAUGACAUGUCAUCUAUUCUGGAAGAUUCAGAAAAGAUAGUUGAGUUAAAAGACAAUAUGGAAAAUGAUGAACCAAAUGAUCGAUUAACGUUACCAUCUGGAGUUUUUGCUCGACUUAACGAUUCUGUUCCGACAGGUGAAGUUUCUCGAUAUUUUUCACAUCCACCGGAUCAUAGUCAUUGUGAUUGGAGACCAGUCCAUCAUCAGAGACAUUUUCAGAUCAACGAUAAUUACAAAAAUCAUUAUCAAAACCCAUAUAAUUAUCGAAAUCAUUUUCCAAUUGAUGAUAAUCAUCGUCAACGUGUAAAUAACAGUAGACGAAAUAAAUAUCCAAGAGUUGAACGUGAAUCGACAGAAAGAUCACGAUCUCCAAUAAAGAACGAUGUCCAAGAUAACAAAAGAGAUCGUUCAUCGUCACCAGAAGAAGGUCCAAGUCGACAUAGAAGAUUUCAUAAUGAAAGAAAUUAUAAUCGUACGUAA